AUGAAGCGUCCAGAUUGCCCCUCAAGUUCCCACCUAUCGAGUACCACACCAAAUGCCGGUAGAACUUGGGAGGAGAUCGUGGCUGACAAGCAGCGGACUGAUGCUGCAAAAAUACCCCCAGAAUGGGUCCUGCCGCCGGCGGUAGUGGCAGGGGCUGAGGCCAGGCGAAGCCUCGUCGGUGCCUUCAUCGAGGGGCUUCUUGAUGCAGAAACGUGCCGGAUUACCGAUAUGGAUGUUCCUGAUCUCGUUGGGCUGAUGGAAUCGGGGGCUUUCACAGCUGUCCAGGUGACGACGGCGUUCUGCAGGCGUGCGGCAGUCGUCCACCAGCUUACGCGGAACAUGCUUGAGAUCGGUUUCAACAAUGCGCUUAAACGAGCCGCAGAGCUAGACGACUACUUUCGUGCACACAACAAGCUCAUCGGCCCCUUGCACGGAAUCCCCUUCACCCUGAAGGACCAGUUCCACAUCAAGGGCCUCGAGACUUGCAUGGCCUUUGUAGGGUGGAUAGGCACUUUCGAGGGCAACAAGGGAACAGGAAAGGAGCGGGAAUUCGAGAGCGAAAUCAUCAAAGAAUUCCAUCGACUCGGGGCGAUACCGAUUGGAAAGGCGAGUUGCUCUCCCGAAACGAGUAACAACAUCCUUGGUUAUCUCUGGAGCCCGCACAAUCAGCAGCUGUCAUCUGGCGGAUCUUCGGGAGGGGAGGCUGUCAUGCAGGCACUGAAGGGUAGUGCAUUUGGCGUCGGGACGGACAUUGGGGGUUCUGUUUCCAUGCCUGCAUCCUUCAACGGCGUUUUCAGUCUGAAGCCGUCUUCCGGCCGUAUCUCUAUGAAGGACGUGGCUAACACGGGUCCCGGCCAACAAAUCAUGCCGACAGUUGCAGGUAUCAUGGGCCGAUCAGUCACCACACUUCGGCUCGUCUUGAAGUCUCUGCUUUCCACCGAGCCCUGGCUCCAGGAUCCCUACGUCGUACCACUGCCGUGGAGAGAGCUUGAAGACUGUUGCCCCGGAAAGGGCUUAGCCAAGUCAAAACCAACAUUUGGGUUCAUGGAGAAUGACGGCAUUGUGAUUCCCCACCCGCCAGUACAGCGAGCUCUUGGCUUAGUGAAGCGCGCCCUGCAAGAGGCUGGAUACGAGACGAUCGACUGGGGCCCGCCAUCAAACCUAGAAAGCCUCCAGAUCCAUGGCCACAUCGCCCGUGGAGACGGAUGUCCGGACGUGUGGAGGGCGCUGCAGCUGUCGGGUGAGCCCGAGGUGCCUCAGAUCAGCGGUUUGUUCGAGCCCGAUGGCCCGCGGGAUCCCAUGUCAUUGCCCGAAUACCAAGACGUCGUAGUCCACAUGCGCGACUAUCGGAACCGGUACCAAGAGUACUGGAUGUCGACAGCUGGGCUAACAAAAACCGGCCGUCCCGUCGACGUGUUCAUAUCGCCCGUUACUGCGACAGCCGGGCUUCUGCCAGAGAAAUUCUUCCAUGCCGAAUACACCAACUCGACAAACGUACUGGAUUUUCCCACUGUCGUGAUCCCAGUUACCUUUGUUGACAAGGACAUUGAUGUUGGCGAUCCGAACUUCAAGCCCAUUACCGAGACAGAUGCGAUAAACAUGGCUGCGUAUGACGCAUCGGCGUACCACGGAGCGCCAGCCGCUGUGCAAGUCGUUGGGAGACGACUGAGCGAGGAAAAGGUACUCGCCAUGGCCGAACUGGUGGUUGAAGCUUUGAGCUUGUGCAAAGCCAAGGGCCAUGGGCCGUCAUCGGUGGGAUGA
This is a messenger RNA of Lasiosphaeria miniovina, 1761 nucleotides long. RefSeq names its product amidase signature domain-containing protein. The coding region runs from base 1 to 1761 and encodes 586 amino acids. NCBI's taxonomy places the organism in Eukaryota, Fungi, Ascomycota, Sordariomycetes, Sordariales, Lasiosphaeriaceae. The record is from RefSeq and is a predicted model, not a curated record. The transcript is spliced from 7 exons.